GUCGUUGAGGUAUUCUACUACUUCCAGGACGGACGCCCCGUCCUCGUUUGAGUAUGAUGAUGAGUCUCCUUACCCCGAAGUGCGCGCAGCAGUGUCCAGUGUUGAUGAUCCUACCAUGCCUGUUAAUACUUUCCGGAUGUAAGUGGGUUCUUGGGUUGUUCUAUACCAUCGUUAUAUCUGCCCUCAACCAACUCUUCUCCAUGCGGUACCCCUCUGUGAUCAUUUCAGGCAUCGUCGCGCAGUUGACUGCUCUGCCUCUUGGCAAAGGCCUCGAGCGUAUACUACCCACAACUCGUUUCCGCACUUUGGGCUUCACGUGGUCGCUCAACCCAGGGCCUUUCAACAUCAAGGAACACGUGCUCAUCACCGUCAUGGCCAACGUCGUCGUCAGUGGCGCCUAUGCCACAGAUAUCAUCGCGACACAGCGCAUCUUCUACAACCAGACCCUCAGCUUCUCUUACCAGAUGUGCUUGGUUUUGUCAACGCAGAUAAUCGGGUUCUCUCUCGGUGGUCUCCUCCGCCAGUUCCUCGUGUAUCCCAGCAGCAUGAUCUGGCCUGGUGCGCUCGUCAACUCUGCCUUGUUCAACACGCUCCACAAGACCUACGGUCAGGCUGAACGCAGGCAUAUCUCGCGGGAGAAGUUCUUCUGUCUUGCUUUGGGAUGCAGCUUUGUGUGGUACUGGGUCCCGGGUUAUCUCUGGACUGGAUUGAGUGCAUUCAACUGGGUUUGUUGGAUUGCUCCGGACAAUGUUGUCGUCAACACUUUGUUUGGAACUUCGACAGGACUUGGGAUGGGAAUCUUUACUUUCGACUGGUCGAUGAUCUCGUACAUUGGCAGCCCAUUGGUCACACCCUGGUGGUCUGAGGCGAAUACUGGUGCAGCCCUGGUUAUCUGUUUCUGGAUCAUCGCACCCAUUAUCUAUUAUACCAAUACGUUCUUCUCAAAGUUCAUGCCCAUGUCUACUUAUCAAUCCUUCGACAACACCGGCAUGACCUAUGAUCCGUCGCAGAUUGUCACGAACAGUGAAUUCGAUGAAAGCAAAUAUUUGGCAUACUCUCCCGUAUACAUGUCUGCCACACUCGCUGUUGCUUACGGAGUGUCAUUCGCUGCCUUUACUUCUGUCAUUGUCCACACUUUCUUGUGGUACCGCCGCGAUAUUGUUCGCAGGCUUCGGAGCUCUCUCAAAGACGAGAGAGACGUUCACGCCCGACUUAUGCAAGCUUACCCAGAAGUCCCUCACUGGUGGUACGCGCUUCUGGGUGUUCUUUCCUUAAUUUUGCUCUUCAUCACAGUGGAGAUCUUCCCCACGCAACUUCCUAUUUGGGCGGUCAUCAUCGCUCUCCUUCUUGCUUCCCUCCUGUCGCUUCCCGUGGGCAUGCUGCAGGCCAUUACCAACCAGCAAAUCGCCUUGCAAGUGAUGCACGAGAUGAUCGGCGGUUACAUGCUCCCCGGCAAGCCCGUCGCCAACAUGAUUUUUAAGUGCAUUGCGUAUAUCGGUACCAACCAAGCCGUUGGGUUCUCCGGCGACCUUAAGCUGGGACACUACAUGAAGAUCCCCCCUCGCCUCAUGUUCGCCGCACAAGUGGUCGCUGCUUUCUUGAGCAGUUUCGUUGUCACCCUCGUCCAGGAUUGGAUGUUCGCCAACAUUGUCGAUAUUUGCCAGCCCACUCAACCCCAAUUCUUCACCUGUCCAUCCACCGGUACCUUCGCCACCGCUUCUCUCCUUUGGGGCGGCAUUGGUCCCAAGCGGCUAUUCAGCCCUGGGCAGAUGUACAACCCACUCCUUUGGUUCUUCCUCGUCGGCGCCAUUCUUCCCAUCCCAUUCUACUAUCUCGCGCGCCGAUACCCCCUUUCUUACUGGCGAUACAUCAAUAUUCCCGUCUUCUUCGCCGGCGUCGGCGCGUUGCCCCCCGCUACAGGCCUCAACUACUCAUCUUGGGUCGUUGUCGGCUUUUUCUUCCAGUGGUUCAUGCGUCGCUUCCACUUCCGCUGGUGGAUGCGAUACAACUACAUCCUCUCGGCUGGGCUCGAUGCCGGCGUCGCCCUCAGCCUUAUCGUCAUCUUCCUGUGUGUGCAGCUUCCAAAAGGCGGGAUUACCCUUGACUGGUGGGGCAACACUGCUUGGCAAAACACCGCAGAUGCACUUGGAACGCCGCUAUACGUCUUGGCUCCUGGUCAGACUUUCGGACCUCCUCCCUCAUGAAAAAAGAAUGAAUGUCUCGUAUGUAUAUGUGUAUGUAUGAUGCACUGUAGACUGAUCUGUUUCCAAUUUGAUUCGCAACGAAUAUUCUAACUUCAGCAACGUUGAUUUUUUUUUUGUUACGCCUUUGCUCUGACCCGCAUCAUUGGCCAAUUGACCAUCUUACGUUAUCUCAAACUCAUUGUAACCUUUUGAUUUACCAUUAUUCUUUUCGGGUUUUUGCAGUUUUUCUUACCCAUAUAGCAUUAUCACAUUUGUAUGUAUAUUUUCAUACCAAUACAAUCGUUAUCACCAUGAUCUGAACGCGUGUACCGAGUUUGUCAAAGUCGUACCUACGCAAAAGGUAACAUGCAUUUGCAAAGCCAUUCCUAAGUAACAGUAAACCACAAUAUUACAUUCUAGCUAGGUACACUCCAAAUUCUGACCUCUCUGCCCAUCACACCCCAGAUAUCCUUACCAUGUUCUCCAAAGACCAUAUCAGACACUUCUUCUCCCUCCUCGAAGCGCACAAGUUCCUCCCAAGUCUUGUGUGCAAACACGCGAAUGCCCUGGCUGCCCGCCACACCCAGAUACUGAGCGCUAAAGUCGUACACAACUUUGUUGACAUUGAAGCCUUCACCCAAAGGGAUGGAGUGAGUGGCCUUCAUCUUUCGCAAGUCCCAGAUCGCAACCGAGGAUGAGCUGUCUGGCGCGAGGAGGUGGUAACCAUUCUCCGAGAAUGAUAUCGUGUUUACUGUGAACGGCGUGCCGUCAACUGGGCUAAUAUGAGCGGCCACUUGACCAGACCGAACAUCGCAUAUCUGUAUCUUGGAUGCAGGUGUACCGAGGGCAAGGAGCGCACCAUCAGGGUGAAUGGCCAACGACGUGAAAGCUUCAUCCGAUGGAGCAGAACGAUAUAUCUGAGUAAAGUUGGAUAAUUCGUGUAGUGAAUAUGUCUUGUCAAGCGAGGCGAACGCAACGACGGUCGAAGUUGGAUGUACGGCCAAGCCUGUCAACUCCCCUUUGUGAGUCCGGACAGUAGCUUUUGGUAUGUACUCGCUAGAUGCUGAGUCAAGUGACCAGACCUUGGCUACCUUGUCGGCACCAGCUGAGAGGAUAAGCGUGUUAUCGCGUUCGCGUUCGCGCAAGGCAACGUGAUUGAUUUUUUUGGUAUGACCUUUCAACGAAGCCAGCACUUUGUCCGUACUCCUGUCGUAGAGCUGAACAAUUUUAUCGUUGCCUCCAGUCAAGAAUUGGGAGGGAUUAACGUGGGAUAUGGCGAGGGAAGUAAUACCGGCAGGCGAAGCGGAGUGCAAUGAAGGGAUGGUGCGAGUGGCAGUGAAUGUCUUGACUUCAGAGGAUGUAGCAUAACCAGCCGGUGCUUUGCGUUUCUUGCGUGCAGCAGAAAGUGUUUGUUGCGUCUCGUCGAUUUGAUCCACGAUUUCUUUUGGUAAAC
Messenger RNA from Serpula lacrymans var. lacrymans S7.9, 3636 nucleotides. RefSeq lists its product as uncharacterized. NCBI's taxonomy places the organism in Eukaryota, Fungi, Basidiomycota, Agaricomycetes, Boletales, Serpulaceae. Gene Ontology annotation, molecular function: oligopeptide transmembrane transporter activity. Gene Ontology annotation, biological process: transmembrane transport. Bases 54 to 2204 code for a protein of 716 amino acids. The transcript is spliced from 7 exons. The record is from RefSeq and is a predicted model, not a curated record.